Nematostella vectensis (starlet sea anemone) is the source of this 7701-nucleotide messenger RNA. RefSeq lists its product as uncharacterized. The record is from RefSeq and is a predicted model, not a curated record. The transcript is spliced from 12 exons. NCBI's taxonomy places the organism in Eukaryota, Metazoa, Cnidaria, Anthozoa, Actiniaria, Edwardsiidae. Gene Ontology annotation, cellular component: cytoplasm; plasma membrane. The coding region runs from base 171 to 6566 and encodes 2131 amino acids.
AAACUGAGACCAUGUGAUCAGCAGAUCAAACAUUACCUCGAAGCUCGUUAUACGAAAAGUAUGGCUACGCUGGUGAAAUCCGCGGUGAAUUUGGCUUCAAUAUAGGUUGAAUUACGGGAAAGAUGGGAUAAACAGGAUACCGAAAUGCCUCGGUAGAGGUGCAACCGCCAAUGGAAAGGAGUGAAAAGUUUUUGGCCAUAAGCCAAACGCUCUCAGGGCUUGAGAAUUUUCUUCGAGAUGUCUUAGCCAAUGAAGGAUUAAGCAAAGAGGCUGAUGAGCAACGAAGAGAGUUUCUGAAGAAGCUAGAAGUCGUCUCUUCACCGCCAACUCUUCCGCCAAGACCAGCCAAGUUAGCAGUGGAAAAGAGAUCUCCCUUUGGGAACGUGUCAAGCAAGGAAGCUAUCGGAAGCGGCGACGAAAGCCAAACAUCAGUGUAUUCUCACUACAGAAACGACAAUAUCGAAGAUCCAGUAGCAUUUGCUCAACAGCAAAGGGAAUUAUCGAGGAAUUUCACGUUUUAUUCCGGAGGAUACGCAGGGAGAAGAGAGGUUUUUGACUUACCGCCGAUAGCUGGGGCUUCCGUAAAGAAGCCAAAAGGUUCUGCCCGCAGCAGUGGGAGUGAUGAGACGAUCUACGAGCGUCUUAGUAUAAGCAGUGAUAAAUUUAAUGCUGAUGAUACGUCAUUCAGCCCUGAGAUAAGAACCUCCCAGGACAACAGCACAAAUACUCCUAUUGGGCCCAGAGGGACUGGCAAUCGAAGCUCUGUGAGCAGAGGCAAGCUUGCCGCUCCAUGGUUCAAGAAAGAGAUCAAGGUUCAAGAGGAGGUGUAUGUUCAAGACUUGGAGAAUAAUGUCAUUCAGGGAUACCUGAAGGACGUCAAGGUGAACAAGAGGCGGUGGUGUGUGAUCAAAGAUGACAAGCUGUACAUCUUUAAGACUCGUGAUGACCCUGCUAUGCAUAUCAUUGAUCUACCUCAAUGCAACAUCGGUGUGGAUGAUAAAAAGAAGAUCAGUUAUUCGUUUCGGUUGAGCCAGCAAAGCACUGGUAACCCACUGGUUCACUUAGCCAUAGAACAAGGACAUGACCUAUCACCCUGGAUGAGUGCAGUCAUGGCGGCAGCUGUGCGGCGCAGUAGCAGUUACAGGCCCCUCAGCCCUUUGUGGAAUAUGUCUGCUUCAAUGAAUGCUCACAGCUCCUCAUCGCUGGGUUUCAUGUCUUUCGACAUAAAGUCAGAGAAGGAUGGUGACACGAUCAGCAAUACCUAUGAAGUACCAAUUGAACUGCUACCUGAGAUGCUGAGUUCUUCUGGUUAUCUCCCCAAACAAAGCACACCCAUGCGAAGCCCCAGUGAUGAUGGCUACGAUGCUCCCCUCCCACCCCUCCCUACAGAGCUCUCAAGCCACAAUGACUCAUCAUCAUCAGAAAGCAGUUCAGAUGAGGAUGAUGCGAGUGAGCAGCAUGCAUCAAGGAGAGAUAUGGAUACCACUGACUCCAAUGCAGUAGAGGGCACACAAAGCUUCAUCAUCAGACCUGACGGUGAUAAGAUUCUUUAUCCAUAUCAUGGUGAUGAUGAAAGAAGAUCUCUCAGGCUUGACAGCGAUCAGAGUGGCACCCAGCUUAGCUACACAAGUGACGAUGGUGGGAGUGGCGGGAUGAGGGAGGACCGGUCGGGCAGCAUGUCAAGAAAGAGGAGCUCCACAGUCCUCAGCACGGUCAGCCAGGACUCAGUAGGGUCUGAUGUGGAUAUGAUGCCUAAACCAAUACAGCCGCCAAGGAAGACAAGCCUGCUUUCUGGACCACGCAUGAAACGCAGGAGAAAGCAAGCAUCUGCAGAGAGUGAGGUACGCUUUCUACAAGAUCCUGAUGCAACGCACAGUGGGAUACUUUUUCAAAAGCGGCCUCUGGGUGUGACCUCCAAGCGCUACUGCAAACUGAUUGGCAACCAUCUCAUUUGUUACAGGCAUCCAGAGGACGAGAAGGCCAGUUUAUCCCUCAGCCUCCUUGGCCAUGAUGUCACACUGAUUGAUAGCAAAGAAUCCAAGCGAGCGUAUGGUUUUAAAAUCAGUAAACCAAAUAGCGAGUCUUACUUCUUUUCCACUGACUCUCGGGUUUCAGUGGAGCGUUGGAUCGAGUUGCUGUCCCUAGCAGCGACAGGAAGACAGGAUAUCAUAGCUCCCUACCCGCCAUACUUCAGAUCUGGGGCAUCAGGGGAUGAGAGCAAGUCUGUCAAGUCUUCUGAGUCCCUUAGCCUCAGUGAGAGCUAUCAGUCUGCUGAUAGUGGUGAGGUUGCAGAUGAGCUCAACACAUCGCUCACCUGCUCUACCAGCUCUAGCCACAUGUCUGCACACAAGAUGGACGAUGACUACUUGAGCGGCUUUGCUGCGGAUGAGCAAGAGGAAAGUGAUGCACGAGAACUUGAUUACGAGGGCGAGAGGAAGAAAAGGGAACUGCGGGCACGCUCACCUAGGAUGCGACAGCAACGUGAACGAGACAGAAAACUGAAAAGGCGAAAAGAUAAGAAGAAGUCAUCUGGAGGAUCCGGCCCAGAAUCACCAUCUACCAUGAGUCCUCCGCACAGUGUGUUCGUUAGCGACCCUGCAUCAGAGAAUAAGUCUACAGCUGAGAGUACGGCCACUCCCAUUGACACCAAGGAUUCAUACCCGAAAAACCAAAAGGAGAAGAAGACGUGGUCGGAUGCCUUGAAACUGAAGCAGUCGAAACUAACACGCGCUCACACCCUUGCCGGCAUGGUCCUAGGAACCCCAGGCCACGAGUCUGCCAAGAGCAAAGCCGGUCCGCAGAGUAAGCGGAGCAUACCUUCCUAUUCGCAUCUUCUGCCUCUGUUCGACAAGGAAGGACGAUUCAGUGGCUUUCUUACGGAAGUUAAAGCGUCCAAAUAUAGCGUUACUCAGCUACGGCGGUGGGGAGUGGUAAGAAAUGGGGUGCUUCGGCUCUAUAAUAAAGAAGGUGAUGAGACUCCAGUGACGAUGUUCAAUCUCGUGGAAAUGUGGUUAACGGAUGAGAGCGACGAUGCCAAGCACAAGUAUAGCUUUUCCCUGCAUACGAUCAAUGAUAAAGUCGCUAAGUUCCAAGUGCCCAGCAAAGAGGAUUUCGACAAGUGGAUGAGUGUGCUUAAGGUGUUUACAGAGAUCAGAGUCGAACGGCCGAUUGACACAUCAGUCGAUGAAUCACUUUCUCAUCCAAACGUUAUGACUCGACCAAAAAGUAAUCAUUCGAAAGACGAUCCAGCUUCUGUGAAUACCUUCGCCAAACGAUCAUCCAUUCGCAUGAAAUUCCCUCCACGCAUGAACGUCAUCGACAUGUUCAAAAAGGGUAAUAAUUCUUAUAAUUUCGAGAACCCAAACACGGAGGAUAUUAUCCCUGCGAACGAGCUUGUCUGCAUCAAUUACUCGGGCGGUCAACUGACAGAGAUAUGCAUAGGCGACGAGGAAAAUUACUCGUGCAAGCGAUCGCGCUGGUGCGCCAUUAAAGACUCGGAACUGUUGGUUUUCGCUGAUAGCUCCAGCGGGGAUCCCGUCAAACGGAUGGUCCUAUACAACGUGAAUGUCGAAGACCUCAGCGAGCCCGAGGCGGGGAUCUUCCAAUUUAAGGUACAGCGUGGUAACGAGGUAGCGAUGUUUUUAGCUCACGAUGAGACAAGUCUAGACAAAUGGCUAAAGAUGUUGCGAUCUGCGACAGAGAUGUAUGGGAGAGAGGUCACCGAACCCGAGGCCAAGUGUAGGAUCCCUUCGCCGAAGAAUGUAUUCGCCCACCGGCGCUCUCAGAGCGAGACCCUCUCGCAGACUGUUAGUCUCAGUUCUGCCACGUCUUUCACGUCGACGUCGGCACCUGAGAAGCGCAAGUCGUUUAUCAGUACUUCAGCAUCCACCGACUCGGAGAGUUUUACGGAUAUUCUAAUGAACGGGCAUCUCCACGAAGUAUUACAAGCCGAGAAGGGGAGCUCAGGGGAAAAAGUCGAUGAGCACGGUACGAGUAGAUGGUGUGUCGUGACUAGUGAGAGGAUAUUUAUGUACGAUUCUGAGGAUUCCGCUUAUGCUCGUUGCGACUGGAGGCUGGCAGAUGUCAGUGUUUCGGCAUGCAUUGAAGUGCCGGGUAGAAGGUUUGGGUUUAGAUUGAGGCACAAGGAUGACGAGGUGGUUCUUGGGAAUGAGAGCAGGGAAGUGAUCGAGCACUGGCUUAGUGUAAUGCUUCGUUAUUGUGCUCCGCUUGGGCAAAGUAUGUCGCCACUGACUCAGAGGGUGAAACUGGAAUGUAAGAAAUCCAAUAGCGAUAGCAAUCUUAAAAGAACUGCAAUGGAGGAGAGCAAAAUAAAGCGAACUCUUAGCGAAGGGCGCGCGAGUGGACGCCGACUCCUACGUAAGAUCUCCGAGGAUAAUAUCCUUCGUAAAUACAGUCGUUCGGAGCUGUUCCGGUCAGGCUCGUGUAAGGGUAGCUUAGAGAAGUUUAACGUGAAAUUGCGAGACAAGUCUCAGCUUACUAGCGCCGCGCGAGACAUCGAGCGUAGAUUUUCUUGCGGUAGUUUAUUCGAUAGCGAAGGGAAAUACUCCGGUUACCUUGUGGAGCAGACCAGCACAGCGCUGUGUCGCAGUCAAGUGCGCCGUUGGUGUGUGGUGCAUGACGAGCAGAUGUACUUAUUCGAUCAGCCACGCUCCGAGACACCCAGAAAAGUCAUUCCCAUCAUCUCUGCCAAGCUUGUCAACCAGAGCCGCUUGGAAGAGGGCGUGUUCGUCUUCAUGCUGGAGUACGAGGGAGACAAGUGCGUGGAACUCCGGGCGGCCUCCCGCUCGGACUUGGAGAAGUGGAUCACGGCGAUUAGCGUCAAGAUCGAGGUGCUGAAGGCCCGUGUGCAGAGACGGGCGCGGAGGAGUGGGGUCAUAGACGAGGAGGCAGAGAUAGCUACAGCUUCCGCAAGAGAUACUAUCGACAAACAACCACUGGAAAAAGGUAGCGCAGAAGCAAGCCCUCCAACAGUCGAUUCAGACAUACCUGGAAGCUCUAUUAAGCCUGAAAGAGCCGCAUCCGAUCCAACCACAUAUAUAACGACACACAAAGACCCCAUCCCACCAGAAGAGGGCGGUACUUCUGACAGUCUUAACGACGUCUCCAUGUCGUCAUCACAACAGCCCCUGGAUAUCGUGGAAGACAUAAAGAGGAUAAGCCUCCAUAACGAGUCCGAGGAGGAAGACGGCGGCGUGGAUGGCUUGUGUGUGACGAGUGUCCUGUGGGAUGAAGUGACGGUCACCUCAGACACGCCUCGUGUGAUAGCAACUGAGCCAUAUUAUGCUAAUGUCGACAGGGGAAGUAUGCCUAGCGAACCCAUCUAUGAGAAUGUUUCCAUGAAGAGCAACACCCUCUCGGGUUUGGUCAUCAGGCCUAGCGAGCUGCCCCUGCCAAGCCCGACCCACUCGCACGAUGAUUCUAUGUUCGUCGAUAUCGUACCAAAACAGAGAACUAAACACGAUCUUGUACCGCUAUACGAGAACGUGCAGCUCAAAUCGGUGCUAGGAGAGGGUGAGAGUACAGACAAUGUUUUCAGGUGGAAGACCUCCGAGGUACCUACCCCUAAUAAUACGAGUCCCUCUAGUGAAGUCGCGAAGUCCCUAGAGAAGUGCUCCUUGCGGGACCGGUUCAGCUUCGCCAGUGAUUACUCAGGGAUUGUGGGCGAGAACCUGCUUGACGAGGUCGGCAGUGUCAGUAGCGAUCGCAGUCGAAGCAACACGAGCUCAAGUCGCGGGAGCGGCAGUGAUUCUAUGCGCUCAGGCAACCCGGCAUUCGACAAGGAACUCUUAGAUGACAUCCUUGGAUUCCCGAUCACUCAAGAAGAAGCCGAGGAGAUCUCUGAAUUCUGCACGCGAUGCGACGAGGAAGAACAGUUCGAAAUGUCUGAGUCGAAUUUUAUCAGUAGUGUAGACCCUGAUUUCACAUCAACACUCGGUGAACCUGGCUCUUUGUCUACAGGUGACCUCAAUGGCAGCCUUGAUCGUACCGCGGAGUCAACACCUCGCAGAUCUCUGGCGGAAUCCAGCACUAGCAGUGUGCAUGAUACUUAUUUCGGGGUGGAGUCCAUAUCAGACGAGAGUGAGGAAUUUGUAGACUGCGCUCAAGACUUGCGUGAUGUCUCCCCUGGCAAGUCUUGCGACUCUUUCAAAGAAUGUAAAGAGUACAUGCCCUGUCCUUCGCCUUCUUGCCAUCCAAAAGAUUCUACGCCUGACGAGCAACAGUGCGACACUUAUUUUGGACGGUCCAGCGAAUCAGAGCUCGAAAAAUCAUCGGAAACCGAGUCCACUCCGAAAGAUCUUCGAUCAGAUGACGCCUCCAUCGUACAAGUGGGAAGAGUGGUGUGUAGUGGGAACCGGCAAGAAGAGAAUCGCGUUUCCACGGAGACUCUGCCUUUUCCUGCCCCACUAGAAGAAGAAGGGACCGCGGAGACGAGCGCUGACAUGCAUAACAAAGAGUUGACUUCAAGUCAAGUGGACAUGUUACGUGCAGUCACAGAAGCCUUCCACGGCGUGUGGGAGGGCACCCACGAAAACACGAAGCUUUGAGCGUAGAGAAAUCGUAACAAGGCAGAUGAUAAAGGGAGCAUGAAUCAGGAACGGUCCCCUGUGAUGACUGUUGCCUAGUGUAUUUGACUCAGUUUACCUUGGACAAAAGGAAAAAGAACACAAUGGGGUCAUUUCCUUUCGCAAAAACACCAGGGUAGGCCUAAUGUGGCUCAGCUCAUUGAUGCAUCUACAGGCGCACACCCAGACGUCCAUUUGUUAUAUAGGACUAAGUUCAAACGGCGGAUUAUCUAAGAGCCGUAUUCAGUGCAAAUGCAUGCAAAUGAAUAUAAAGUCUACUUGGUCUUUUGCAUGCAUUUGCAUUAUAAUAUGACGGUUGAACGUAGCCGUAAAUGGUGAAAUUGUUUUUAUAAGUACCUACCAAACUCAAUAUAAAAAAAAUGAAAUAUGAGUGUAGUUCCAAAGAGGGUUUUACCAAAAGUAUGCAAAACCGAUAUGGUUUCCACAAAAAAACUCUAAAAGCUUAUUUAAGAACGUCUAUCUGUUCUGGUACAGUGUGAGUUAGAGCCUGGUAUGUCUCAGUUAGUCAUAGUGUUUUAAUCUUCGUGUAAAUAUAAUGGCCCGAGGCCGGCAACAAUAUAGGAAGAGUUUAACAAUAGGGAGAUGUUAUCGGCGAAUCUUAUUUAUCUGCUUUCCAGAAAAUGGAGGAAAUCUUAAUUUUAAAAGCUAUUAUAUAUUCGGGGCUUUUUCAUUAAAAACAACCCAAUUAAAUCGCAGGGGAUAGAUAAUUUUUACAUUAGCUUCGAAUUUUAUACAUGACGUUAGCUAAGCGUGCUAAGUACGGAUUGAUAGCAUGGUGGGUGCUGCAGAAUGUUCCAGGGGGGGGGGGGGGGGGGAGUAGGAAAAAUCGAGGUGAAUUUUUAUAGCAUGUUUUUUUCCUCAAUGGGCGAGUUGCAAACCCCACCACCCCUCCUCCUAGAUCCACCACUGACUUACCUAGUUGUACUUUGGUUAGCAUUUCUCCUCGUGUGGUAUUUGAUUAUUUGUAACGUGAAAUUUUCACCUGCGUAAAUAUACCGUAGGUUUAUCAACUCGCCUUUCCACUAUGUGAUAUCAUGAUUAUAAAGAGAUAAAUGAUUUUAAAGUAAUAUAUGCAAAUAAACGUCUCAUAAGGUGA